AUGAAAUCAGAAAUGUAUCAUGCAAGCACAUCUUAUUAUAAAGCGAGAAAUCGACAACUGUAUUGGAAAUAUGCCAAGCUAAAUUUAGUAUUUCUAUCAGUUUUAUUUAUCAUUAUCACUAUCAUCAGUAAGAUAAAAUCCAAUCCAACUAUAGAUUCAAAUGCAUUCUUUUCAAAGCCAAGUUUUUUGCUAGAUGCAGUUAAUAAAUACUUAGGAGGACCAAUAAAAAUCGAGGAUCCAUUACUUAUCAAUAAGCUUCGCGAUGAAAAAUCAUUAAAAAAUUGCAAAUUAUGCUUAAAUCCAAAACGACAUGAUUUAAAAAAGAGUACUAAUGCAGAUCUAGCACUUACAUUCGGUUUUGGCGAUCAAAUUCAUUACUUUUUAACUUGGAUGAGGAGCCUUCGAAAUACAGGCUGCAAUUGCGGCGUUCUCAUAUUUGUUUCUCCAGGAUAUUUGAAAUUUUUCACUAAUGAAACAUUGAAAGAGCUCCAAAAUUGUGGAGCAAAUUUCCUUACUUUGAACAGUUUUGAAGGUGUUGAUGAGAGAACAUUACGAAAUUUAGUUAUACUGUCCUUCUUAGAUCAAUACGGAUCUUUCUUUAAUCGAAUUUUCAUCAAUGAUAUUUUUGAUACUUUGUUCCAAGGGGAUCCAUUUGAUGAGCAUCUGCCGAAAGAUAAAGUUACUGUUUCAAUUGAACGUGUAACAUUUAAACACCAUAGCUGGGCUAUUGAAAAACAGAAUUACACAGAUGAUAACUUUACUGGGGAUUUUUAUAGUAAUAAACUGCUUUUAAAUGGUGGUAUUUUUAUGGGUCCAUCAUUCAAAGUUUAUGAAUUGUAUCUAACCAUGUUUAAUCCAAAAAUUUUCUUCAGAGAGAACGUAAAUGACCAAUCUAUACUGAAUUAUGUAUAUUAUAGAGGUCUAUACACUGAUAUUAAUGUUGACUUCGAUGCACAUUACUAUUCCUCAGCUUGCUACUCAAUUUUUGAGCAACAUCCAAGAAAAGACGGAAAAAUGUACGAAUUGAAUGGCAAAUACGCACCAGUAGUUAUACAUCAGUUUGAUAGAAUAUGUCCAUUGAUGAUAUAUGAUAGAGAUGUUUGUCCUGCUUUGAAAACUCUCAACUUAACAUAUCUUCAUAAAAAAUGGUUUGGAAAUCCAGAAAGACCGCGUUUUACGCAUAUCAGUCAGAAGUGUGGAGAAAAGGAUUCUGAUACAAGAAUGUUUGGCUACUUUUUUGGCCCAAAUCAAGAUUUUUAA
This is a messenger RNA of Trichomonas vaginalis G3, 1260 nucleotides long. RefSeq lists its product as uncharacterized. The transcript has a single exon. Bases 1 to 1260 code for a protein of 419 amino acids. Lineage: Eukaryota; Parabasalia; Trichomonadida; Trichomonadidae. The record is from RefSeq and is a predicted model, not a curated record.